Bradysia coprophila is the source of this 1758-nucleotide messenger RNA. It is a transcript of the gene Cox10, whose product is annotated as Cytochrome c oxidase assembly factor 10. The record is from RefSeq and is a predicted model, not a curated record. Gene Ontology annotation, molecular function: protoheme IX farnesyltransferase activity. Gene Ontology annotation, cellular component: mitochondrion; membrane. Gene Ontology annotation, biological process: heme A biosynthetic process. NCBI's taxonomy places the organism in Eukaryota, Metazoa, Arthropoda, Insecta, Diptera, Sciaridae.
UGUCUACACACCUUUUUGGCAGAUGUCAAAAUUUUCGCAUGAUAUCCGAAGUUCAAAACACGGGGUUUUUCACAGUUUUAUUCAAUAAACCGUUCCCUUUAUCAAUAGUGGAAGUUGUCCAAGAUGAGCCAACAUCUCGGUGGCCGUGUUUGAAAACCGUCCAAAAUGUAUUGUGUUAGUUUUCAAUCAAAACAGUUACUAACCUACGGAAAAAGAUUGGUUAGGUCGCACGGUGAUUACAUAAAGAGGACGUUCCAUGACAGAAUCGUUCUGCAGCAGUCUCACAAAUUAUCACAAAAGCAAAUCGAGCAGAUCAACUUAAAGGAAGAAGAAAAUCCAAACAGUAAAGCUGAACGGAUAGCCAUUGUUGUCCCAGUACCUACCACAAAUCCACUAAUUAGUUCAAUUGUUGGCAAUCCACUUGUCACCGGCGAUGCAUUCAAAAAUGUUUCGAAAGAAUCGAAGAAGAGUAAAGUCGAAGAAUGGACGGUGACACCAUCAGAAGACCUGUCCAAGUUAGGAAAGCAUUAUCUAAUGCUGUCAAAAUCCAGGCUGACUUCACUGGUUGUCAUAACUUCCAUGGCUGGAUAUGCAAUGGCACCGGCACCAUUCGAACUAUCAACAUUUAUCCUGUGUUCCGUUGGUACUGGACUGUGUUCGGCUGCUGCUAAUUCAAUCAAUCAAUACCACGAAGUACCAUUCGACGCGCAAAUGUCCCGAACGAAGAAUCGAGUUUUAGUAAAAGGAAUACUGACACCUCUACACGCGAUUGGAUUUGCAAUUGGUGCUGCCAGUACUGGCAUAUGCAUGCUCUAUUAUGGAGUCAAUGGACUAACAGCUGCAUUGGGAGCGGCAAAUCUUAUUUUGUACACAUCCAUUUACACGCCGAUGAAACGUUUCAGCAUACUGAACACAUGGGUCGGAUCGAUAGUCGGCGCUAUACCUCCAGUCAUGGGAUGGGUUGGAUGUUCAGGAACAAUUGACGCUGGUGCUUGGAUUCUGGCUGGUCUACUAUACGCAUGGCAAUUUCCUCACUUCAACGCACUGUCCUGGAAUCUACGUCCUGAUUAUUCACGAGCCGGUUAUCGAAUGAUGGCUGUAACGAAUCCUGCCCUAUGCAGACGAACUGCACUUCGUUACACUGUAGCUCUUGGUGUUUUAUCGUGCGCUGCACCAAUUUUCGACGUAACAAAUUUAUGGUUUGCCUUUGAAACGCUGCCGCUGAAUGCCUACUUCGCAUAUUUAGCGUGGAGAUUUUACAAAAAUUCGGACAGUGGCACGUCCCGAAAACUGUUUCGCUUUUCGUUGCUACAUUUACCCGCACUGAUGAUUCUUUUCCUGUUGAACAAAAAGCGAUGGAUUUUUACGGAGGAAGCGAGUGUGGCAACAAUGACUGAAAAUGCUGGAAUAAUGGUGGCAGCUAAUGAAAGCAUUGAAAUGACACCACCUGUAAUGGCGGAAACGACGACAAACGAGUUAGGCGAGCUGGGUGGUACCAUUGCAAAGUUAGAGGAACAGGCUGUGGAGGCUUUAAAGAAUUUGUUAAGUUACUGAGCUGGGGUGAUAGUCCGAAUUGAUUUUUUUUAUUUUCGUUGCGAUAAUUUAAACGAAUAAUGUUAUUGUAACACCCAUCAUGCGAGAUGCUGACGGUUUUUUUAGAGUAUUAAUUUGUGUAAUUAUUAUUUUGCCAAUGUAAAUAUAUUAAGCUGAAAUAACACGAGAACAAAGAAUACAAACGGAAAAGUGUUUAAAGUGUAA